Molecule: messenger RNA, 750 nt
Organism: Pseudophryne corroboree (corroboree frog)
Lineage: Eukaryota; Metazoa; Chordata; Amphibia; Anura; Myobatrachidae
Gene: RPL15
Product: ribosomal protein L15
Exons: 4
Coding region: 87-701 (204 amino acids)
Biological process (GO): cytoplasmic translation
Cellular component (GO): ribosome; cytosolic large ribosomal subunit
Molecular function (GO): RNA binding; structural constituent of ribosome
Source: RefSeq, a predicted model, not a curated record
GUUGUCACUGUCUUGGCCUUACCAUAAGGGAUUCUGGGUAGGUUUGCCCUUCCUUUCCGGCUGCCGAGCCAUCAGUGCCAGCCAGCAUGGGUGCCUACAAGUACAUGCAGGAGUUAUGGAGGAAGAAGCAGUCGGAUGUUAUGCGGUUCCUCCUGCGUGUCCGCUGCUGGCAGUUUCGCCAGCUCUCUUCUCUCCACCGUGCCCCGCGUCCUACCCGUCCAGACAAGGCUCGCAGACUGGGCUACAAGGCCAAGCAAGGAUAUGUUAUCUACCGUAUCAGGGUUCGUCGUGGUGGCCGCAAACGCCCAGUGCCCAAGGGUGCAACCUACGGCAAACCUGUGCACCAUGGUGUGAACCAGAUUAAGUUUGCUCGCAGCCUACAGUCUGUUGCUGAGGAACGUGCUGGUCGUCACUGUGGGGGACUAAGAGUUCUUGCCUCAUACUGGGUAGGAGAAGACUCCACCUACAAGUUUUUUGAGGUCAUCCUUGUUGACAUUUUCCACAAGGCAAUCAGGCGCAAUCCAGACACCCAAUGGAUCACAAAGGCUGUGCACAAGCACAGAGAGAUGCGUGGGCUGACAUCUGCUGGCAAGAAGAGUCGUGGCCUUGGAAAGGGUCACAAGUUCCACCUGACCAUUGGUGGAUCCCGUCGUGCUUGCUGGAGAAGACGCAACACCCUUCAACUUCACCGUUACCGCUAAGUGGGAUUGUACUUGUAAAUUUGACAAUAAAAUGGUCCUUUGGAUGCUG